This is a messenger RNA of Nematostella vectensis (starlet sea anemone), 4842 nucleotides long. Its product is annotated as probable phospholipid-transporting ATPase IIA. Bases 135 to 3539 code for a protein of 1134 amino acids. The transcript has 34 exons. Gene Ontology annotation, molecular function: magnesium ion binding; ATP hydrolysis activity; ATP binding. Lineage: Eukaryota; Metazoa; Cnidaria; Anthozoa; Actiniaria; Edwardsiidae. Gene Ontology annotation, cellular component: plasma membrane; trans-Golgi network; endosome. Gene Ontology annotation, biological process: endocytosis; retrograde vesicle-mediated transport, Golgi to endoplasmic reticulum; phospholipid translocation. The record is from RefSeq and is a predicted model, not a curated record.
GUCCUCCAGGUCAGCGGUAAACUAUCAGAAUCAACAUGGCGGCUUCACGGUUUUGUGGCUGACAAGAUCGAACUCCUCCCGCCAAAGUACCUGCGUCUAUCCGCUAUAAUUAGCCCAGUUAGCGGCUCUCAGUUAUGCCAAACAACGAUAUACCUUCAUCGGGAGCGAAUAAUGAGCGAAUGAACAAAAUGCGGUCGAAUAGCGCGAGGUCUAGGGGAGCUACCUCUGAUGACGGGGCGAGCGAUAUUCCACUUGUAGAGGAAGGAGAAUUUGAUUAUGAUGAUGAGGAGUGUUUAUCAGAAGGCUACGGAACUGCAAGCGAGGGGAACUCUAGGAAGACUAGAAAAAGACGGAAGAAGAAGGGAUGUUGUUCUAGAUGCUGGUUGUUCUGUUGCUGUGGCGGAUGGAAGACCUCUUGUGCCAGCUGUUUUGAAAGCAUAAGGAAUAAGCUCCAAGGACACCAUGAAAUGAAGGCUCGCACAGUAGUCUUGGGACGUGAGUCCUCGACUCAGCAUUUUCCAGCAAAUGUAAUUAGGAAUCAGAAAUAUAGUGUAAUAUCAUUUAUACCACUGGUACUUUUUCACCAAUUCAAAUUUUUCCUCAAUCUGUAUUUUCUAAUGGUGGCACUGUCCCAGUUCGUGCCGGCUCUCAAAAUCGGUUAUCUGUACACCUACUGGGGACCUCUGGGAUUCGUCUUGACUGUGACGAUGUGUAGAGAAGCAUAUGAUGACUUUAUUAGAUAUAGACGGGACAAGGAAGUGAAUUCAAAAGUGUAUCACAAGCUUACAAAGAAUGGCAUAGUCACUGUCCCAAGUUCAGAAAUCAAAGUAUCUGAUCUCAUCUUUGUUGAGAAGAACCAGAGAGUUCCUGCAGAUAUGGUGUUUCUGAGAACUUCAGAGAAAAACGGGGCCUGUUUUCUCCGAACAGACCAGCUUGAUGGUGAAACGGACUGGAAACUACGUCUGACAGUCACACCCUGUCAGCGCUUACCUUCAGAUGAGGACUUGCUGAAUAUCAGUGCCUCAGUCUACGCCGAAAAGCCGCAAAAGGACAUCCAUAAUUUCAUUGGGACGUUUACUAGGUACGAUGGAGAGAGGACAGAAACCCCUCUAAGCGCGGAAAACACCUUGUGGUCCAACACGGUUGUGGCGUCAGGAACUGCUCUUGGGGUUGUCGUCUACACUGGAAGGGAAACAAGGAGUGUCAUGAACACCUCCAACCCUGGAACUAAGAUCGGUCUGAUUGAUAUUGAGCUAAACAACUUGACUAAAGUCCUGUUUCUUGCCACCCUCUCAUUGUCACUCGUUCUAAUCGGUCUCAAGGGAUUUAGAGGUCCCUGGUACCGCUACUUUUUCCGAUUCGUUCUUCUUUUCUCGUACAUUAUUCCACUGAGUCUUCGUGUAAGCCUUGACAUGGGCAAGGUUGUGUACUCUUGGAUGAUCGCUCAUGAUAAGGAUAUCCCCGGUACCGUUGUACGGAGCAGCACCAUCCCUGAGGAACUAGGCCGCAUUGGCUACCUUCUGACAGACAAGACAGGCACACUGACACAGAAUGAAAUGGUAUUCAAACGUCUUCAUCUUGGGACCGUCUCAUUCGGAACAGAUUCUAUGGAAGAGGUAAAAACUCAUCUCAAGUCAUCUUAUGCAGUGGGGAGCAGCACGGCAUCACGAAAGGCCGCCGCAAGCAUCGCGAAGGUACGACGCACGGUUGUAACGCGAGUGCACGAAGCGGUCAAGGCACUUGCGUUAUGUCACAAUGUCACGCCAGUCACGGACGACACGGAUCGCUCGCGCCAGGACUCCGUGGCCAGUGAAGACAGCGGUGCAGAGAUCUUCAGUGGUCAAGGCGAUGUGGAAAGACCAGCAAGAAAGGAUGUCGUGUAUCAAGCGUCUAGUCCUGACGAGGUUGCCUUGGUAUCAUGGACCGAGGAAGUCGGUUUGACACUUGUUCAUCGUGACCUAUCGAGCAUGCGCAUACAAACACCCGCUGGCCAGACCUUGGUCUUCAGUAUUCUCCAGAUUUUCCCGUUCACAUCCGAGACCAAGCGAAUGGGGAUUAUAGUUAAGGAUACGAGCAGUGGUGAAAUAACGUUUUACAUGAAGGGCGCAGAUGUUGUAAUGAGCACCAUCGUCCAAUACAACGAUUGGCUCGAGGAAGAGUGUGGUAACAUGGCAAGAGAGGGUCUGCGGACGUUAGUGGUCGCCAAGAAAGUGCUAACGGAAGAGCAAUACCUAGAUUUCGAGCACCGUUACAACCAAGCCAAACUGAGCAUUUCAGAGCGUGCCGCGAAGGUAAAUGCGGUCCAAGAGAGUCUUGAACACGACAUGGAGUUACUUUGUCUGACAGGGGUAGAAGAUAAGCUGCAGGCAGAUGUUCGACCAACACUUGAACUUCUCAGAAAUGCGGGUAUUAAGAUUUGGAUGUUGACUGGUGAUAAACUUGAGACCGCCACGUGUAUUGCACAGAGUUCCCGGCUCGUUUCACGAAACCAGACUAUCUACACUUUCAAACAGGUGGCAAAUCGAAGCGAGGCUCAUCUUGAAAUCAACUCGUUUCGACGAAAGCAUGACUGUGCACUGAUCAUCAAGGGAGACUCCUUAGAGGUUUGCCUUCAUCAUUACGAGCAAGAGUUCAUGGAGCUUGCAUGUCGCUGUCCUGCAGUGGUCUGUUGCCGUUGCUCACCUCAGCAGAAAGCAGACAUCGUACGACUCGUCCAGCGGCAUACAGGAAAGCGCGCAGGCGCUAUAGGUGAUGGCGGAAAUGACGUCAGCAUGAUCCAAGCCGCAAACGCCGGUAUUGGAAUCGAAGGAAAGGAGGGAAGGCAGGCGUCACUCGCUGCAGAUUUCUCCAUCACGCAGUUUAAAAACAUUGGACGCCUACUUGUUUGGCAUGGCAGGAACAGCUACAAGCGCUCGGCUUCCCUGAGUCAGUUUGUUAUUCAUCGCGGCCUUAUUAUCUCUGUCAUGCAGGCGGUGUUCUCUUGCGUGUUCUACUUUGCUUCCGUUUCCCUAUAUCAGGGAUUCCUUAUGGUUGGAUAUGCGACCGUGUAUACCAUGUUCCCUGUAUUUUCUCUUGUUCUGGACGUGGAUGUAUCAGCAGACAAAGCACUUCUUUACCCGGAACUCUACAAAGACUUAACAAAGGGCCGGUCCUUAUCAUACAAAACUUUCUUUGUUUGGGUUCUUGUCUCAAUCUAUCAAGGUACCAUCAUCAUGUUUGGUGGUCUGCUGUUGUUCGAUGCUGAGUUCAUCCAUGUGGUAUCCAUCACCUUCACCUCGCUUAUCCUGACCGAGCUGCUAAUGGUCGCUCUCACUGUACGCACUUGGCACUGGAUGAUGGUCGUGGCGGAGCUUCUAAGUCUCGGCAUCUAUAUCGGCUCUCUCGCACUCUUGCACGAUUACUUUGACGAAUCCUUUCUGAUAUCCACGGACUUCAUAUGGAAGGUCAUAGUGAUUACCCUUAUCAGCUGCCUUCCGCUCUACAUACUCAAGUACCUCAGGCGCAAAUACGCCCCGCCUAGCUACUCGAAACUCACGUGAGAACCGCACGGCGCUGAUAGCGUAAGGAGAUCACUCACGUGAGAACCGCACGGCGCUGAUAGCGUAAGGAUAUAUCUUUGCAACUGCAAGCAGUACAUAGUAUAGACAGGCCGUUUAACCAUUGGCCUUUGUGGGGACUUUCUAAAGAUGGGUUGAAGUUCUUUCCAUUAUAUUUUACGGCCCAAGAAAGGGUUUGCUAUGCCCUCGAGGAGGGUUGGGAGUACAAUGCGCAGGUAGAGCAAUGAUUUGAAAUUAGGAAUUGAAAUUGUAGACAUUAGUUGCGGUUUAUUUCCCACACACUGACCCACUCGAGAUAGCCUGCUUGCAGGCGUUUACCCGGUGUUUUUUUUCGCUAUGUUUACCCGGUGUUUUCGCUAUGCGCCGAGUCGUGGCCGCCAUCUUGUUUUGUUCAGGCCGCGUGAAAGCUGGAACGAGUUCGUCACGUUAUGUCACUCGCGCCAAGCUAGCGCGGCCAAAAACAAGAUGGCGACCACGACUAAACGCAUAGCGAAAAAAACACCGGGUAAACGCCUGCAAGCAGGCUACACUCGAGAAAUCAUGUGUAACCUGCAAUGCGUUAUGGGUAUCAAUAUGAUACAAACUAAAUCGAAUCUCUGUUUCGAGAAAACUGAUAUAGUUAUUAUGAUAAGUGUUUCUUUAGAAAUUUUGCAUUUGUUAACCAUCCAUCUUAAAAUUUACUAAAUGAGGUAAUCAAAAUGCGUCCAAAAAUGAGUUUAUGAGGUUUUUUUAGACCUUAAAGUUUUGUGAGUGGAGAUAUUCCUUCUCUGAAAUUACCCCAACCUCGCUGAAGAUAAUAGGCAGCCAUUCAAAGAAAACUUUUUAGGUGAGGUAUUUAUUGGCGCGAAUCUUUCUUUAUGUGUAAUGGAUAUUUAUAAGUAAUGGGAGAACAUUUUUUUAUUCAAAUUCACGUCUUUCAGUAUUUGUAAGCCUUGUGCAGUAAUCAAGAGUUGGACAUGCAGGGUUAAUAUAUGAGCUAGAUACUAGCUUCAAGGUAGUUUAAACAACUCUCGGAUUUAUAGAAAAUAGAUACUUUAAACGGUACAAGAACAUAAACUUAUAUAUGCUCUGUUGGUGGUACGUUUUCGUAAUAAAAUAAUCAGACAAAGUGAAAUGUUAACUUUUAGAAUAACGUACCUCAUAACGUUGAUGGUGCAUGGAAGCGGUAAAAAAAACUGUCUUCCGUAUUUAGAAAGACAGAGAUAUAGAGUUAAACCAGCCUAUAUACAAUUUUUGUAUUGUUCAUAAAAGAAAAAAAAACUUAAUAAAAAUAUAAACAUUGGGA